UCCCUUCGCGUAAGUCCUGAUAUCGUGCUGUUGCCCCGUUUGCUCAGGUUCCUCUCGCCGCCAAUUGAGUGCUCCAGGAUGGCGUUGGCGUGGCUGCGCCCCAAUCUGAUGGAGGUGGCCGUCUGGUGUCAGGGCAUCGUGUCACUGAUGAUGGGUUCUGUAACUGUGAGAGUGAUUAGUGGCCACGGAUCUGAGCUCAACCCUCUAUUUAUCAACGCCUUCAAGUACUUCAGGACCUUGGUGGUAGCCGUCGUGGUGCUCGUGUGUAUCUGCAAGAAUCACCAGCGCCGGGCCUCCAAGGAUCCGCUUUACAUCGUCGCUUCUGACGCCAUGUUCUUCGGUCAGCAACUCAUCUUCUGCGGGGACUUGACGAUUAUCAUCGGGCCGGACGUGUUGAAGGGAGUGGCACCAGAACUCGACAACUUCUGUCUACUCGUUUUCGUUCUCCACGCGGUUGUGACCGUGAUGUUCAUAUGGGGCGCGAUAAUGCUCAGUGAGGAGAGAAGGGCCCUUGUCGCCUGGCUCGACGCGGAGGCGAAAGAUGUUUAA
Messenger RNA from Frankliniella occidentalis (western flower thrips), 549 nucleotides. RefSeq lists its product as uncharacterized. The record is from RefSeq and is a predicted model, not a curated record. Bases 79 to 549 code for a protein of 156 amino acids. NCBI's taxonomy places the organism in Eukaryota, Metazoa, Arthropoda, Insecta, Thysanoptera, Thripidae. The transcript is spliced from 4 exons.